AUGUCGACCACCCCAUCUCCCAAGAAAAAGUCCGAGUACUUGGGUGAUCUGACAGCCAGUGAAAUCAAGUUGAUUUUGGCUAACGACGAUCAUGAUGGAUCCAACGCCAAGGGAAAGUCUCCAGCCAAGACCAGAGCGAAGAAGCGCGGUGGCAAAGUUCUUGAUUCACAGCUCGAGCCUGAACCUGAGAUCAAGACCGAGGCUAAACCUGGAGAGAGUGCUAAAAAUGCCGUGAAGAUUGAGGUUGAAUCCGGAGAGAGCAGUGACAGUCCAGUGAAGGUCGAGGCAGAUACCGACACUAAGAUCAAGCUGCAGCCUACCGACUAA
This is a messenger RNA of Penicillium digitatum Pd1, 327 nucleotides long. Lineage: Eukaryota; Fungi; Ascomycota; Eurotiomycetes; Eurotiales; Aspergillaceae. The record is from RefSeq and is a predicted model, not a curated record.